AUGGCAGGGUUUUGGAAUGAGAUGAUCUUUAAGGUCCUUUCCAAGCCAUAACAUAUUUUUCUCUGAUUCUAUGAGGGGCACAGUGCUGGCGGCUGCUGUCCUGGCUGUCUCUGCCGGCACCUCUGAGGGCUGAGGGAUUCUCCAGAGGGAAAGCUGGCUGGACACGUCUGCCCUCAGCAUAGUAUCAUUUGAUUUAGAAUUACAGCCUUGAAGUCCCUUUGUUUUAGCACAGGAAGUGCAGAGCAAGGAAUCCUUCCCAACUCCUUGUCUCCCAGCUUUCCAAUAUAACUACAGAUGAUCCUUCCCACACUUCCCCUUUUUUUUUUUUUUGCUCCGUGUUCAUGGAUUUUUGGAGGUUUUUUUCAUCAAAGGCAGAUGUUUGACUGGCCAAGAUUUGUGCAGACUUCUUUAUCUCUAGUGGGUUAAAAUCAAACAGAAGAUGCCCAGGAAAAGAGUGACUCUGGCCACUUCCUGCCUUUGUUCUGUUGUUGGGGUGGGAGCUGCUCUCUGCCUGAGAGAAGAAGGAGGGAGCAGUUAAUAGAACUGGAGCGUGUUCAUCUUCUGCUGCUCUGUGAUUAUGUGCUGGAACUGUAAUUUCUUCUGCUAUACCUUUUGGGGCAGAAUUAUAUGGAUACAACCGAGGAGAAUGUUACCUGUGAGAUGAGUUAUUUAGGGAUCCUGUUGGAUAUACAGAAAUACUUUGGGCUCAGCGAUGGGAAGACAGGUCUGCUGCAGACAGUGUUCACCUUGUGUUACAUGCUGGCUGCCCCCAUCUUUGGAUACCUCGGAGACCGCUACAACAGGAAAGUCAUCCUUGGAGCUGGGAUUCUCUUCUGGUCUGGUGUCACCUUGGGCAGUUCCUUCAUCACUGAGUCUUAUUACAGGAUAUUUGUUCUCUCACGAGGUCUGGUUGGCAUUGGCACAGCCAGUUACUCCACCAUAGCACCCACCAUCAUUGCAGACCUGUUUGAGGAAGGAAAAAGGACCACAGUGUUAUCUAUCUUCUAUAUCUUCAUUCCAGUGGGAAGUGGCUGUGGUUACAUGCUGGCAGCUGGCAUGGCAAAGAGCACGGGGGACUGGCACUGGGCAUUCAGGGUAACUCCUUGCAUGGGAGGUCUAGCACUGCUCCUCCUGAUUCUCCUGGUCCCUCCCAGGAUCCAGAGAAGGACAGCGAGACACAGAGCACUGAGCAUCUCCGGCACAAGACGAGGAGCAGAUGAGACACCAGGUGUACCCAGAACUGCCAAGACUACUUGGUGUCAAGAUGUUGGAUCCCUUGCCAAGAACUGUAGUUUUGUCUGGUCCUCACUGGGUCUGACAGCCAUGGCCUUUGUCACUGGAGCCCUGGGAAUGUGGGUACCACUGUUCCUGUACAGGGCUCAGCUUGUCCAGGGCAUUGUCCCCCCCUGCCUCCAGGAAUCGUGCAAUUCAUCCAACAGCCUGAUCUUCGGGGGCAUCACCGUUGGGACGGGAAUUGUGGGGGUCGUCGCUGGGGCAGAAGCCGCGAGAAGAUUAAGGAAGAUGUACAAUAAAGCUGAUCCUCUGAUCUGUGCCACCAGCAUGUUCAGCUCUGCCCUGUGCCUCUACACAGCUCUCAUGGUGGCCCAGACCAGCAUCCUUUCCACCUUUAUUUUUAUUGCAUUUGGAGAACUGUUUUUAUCUGUGAACUGGGCUGUUGUGACAGACAUACUGCUGUACGUGGUGACCCCGAGGCGCCAGUCCACGGCCAUCGCCCUGCAGAUCCUGCUGAGCCACCUGCUGGGGGAUGCAGGCAGCCCGUACCUCAUCGGGGCUAUCUCCAAUGCCCUGCAGGCCCGGGGUGCUCCGUCCUUCCAGAGCAGCUUCCGGAGCAUCCAGAGCAGCUUUGCCAUCUGUGCCUUCGUGGGGGCCUUUGGAGGAGCCUUUUUCCUCCUGACAUCUCUGUACAUCGAGGGAGAUCGGAGAGAAGCAGAAAGGCCCUGAGGUGUCUGUAUGUCUGUAUGACUUCUAGACUUGUAGCUGGUGGCUUUCCCGUGGGGACACCAGCCAUGGUAUGGGAUCUGAACCAAUAUCUGUGUUGUGGUAAUGCCACACUACUUUUGAUAAAAAAGAUAAAGGCAAAAUCCCAGCAAAGUCUCAGAUUAAAUAAACCUCCCAUGUCGAGCAAAACAGACCCCAGAGCUCACAAGGACCAGGGAAGUGCUGGUAGUGACAUCUGCAAAAUGCUGCAGUGCCUGGAGGAAAUAACAUCCUUUACUGUAGUGCACCAGUGCAGACUGCAGGGAGCAGGAGGUUCUUCUGCUCUGGUCUUUCUCAGCCCUGUAGAACCAGUCCUGGCUCUCUGUAGCACUUUUCCCUCUUCCCAGGGAAGUUCAUGUUCAAAGUGUAAAAGACCUGAAGUAAACCUGUUGAAUUGGACAGAACACAUCCUCAGUCCCCUGGGUUCUUACAGCCUCCUUCUGCUCUGACUUGGUUUUCCAGGUACCAGCAAAGAACUGUCUCUCAGAGGAAGAUGAACUCUGGGGCGAGAUUUGCACAGAAGAAAAGACCAUCCUCCCCUUUUUCUUUCCUUUUUGCUUAAUGAGAUACAGCUGGAGAAAAGGCCAAAUCACAAUUCCUCCAUAUGGCAGAAAAUCCUGCACACUGACUUUUUU
Molecule: messenger RNA, 2633 nt
Organism: Corapipo altera (White-ruffed manakin)
Lineage: Eukaryota; Metazoa; Chordata; Aves; Passeriformes; Pipridae
Gene: SPNS3
Product: sphingolipid transporter 3 (putative)
Exons: 13
Coding region: 628-1962 (444 amino acids)
Biological process (GO): transmembrane transport
Cellular component (GO): membrane
Molecular function (GO): transmembrane transporter activity
Source: RefSeq, a predicted model, not a curated record